AGGGGCGGAGCCACCCCGAAAGGAUGGGCCUUACUUGGGCCGUCAGAUCUGGUGGGGCUGCCGCCCUGGGAAGAGCCCCAGAAUGAGGAGGCGGCGAAGCCAGGUAGUGGAGAAGCAGCAGCACAACUGACUCCAGGCCGUGAGCCCCAGGGGUCGAAGACCAGGAGGCCGCAUCCAAAACCAGAUCUGAAGAGCCAACCAAAGCUUGGGUACUCCGCCAGAGGAAAGGGUUAAACGGUUUCCCAGGUAACGGACCAGGAAGCGCGCAAGACGUCAGCCGCAGAUGUUUUAUGGAUUAACUCUUCAUUGAUUGCUUACAAUAGCAAUAUAGUUAUGGCGACUUUCCAGACUUCCCGAAACAGUCACAAGAAGACUAGACCAUCUGUCAGAAAAAGCUUCAGUGAAGAUGUGUUCCAGUCUGUAAAGUCUUUAUUACAGAGUGAGAAGGAACUAUGCAGUGUAUCAGCAGAGGACUGUAUAAAGCAGGAAGAUCAUACCAACUUGACUGAGGUCACUUUUCUAGGUUUUAAUGAAGAAACAGAUGCUGCUCAUAUACAGGAUUUAUCUGCAGUUUCUUUGGAACUUCCAGCUCUUCUGAAUUCACUUCACUUCUGCAGUCUAAAUGAAAAUGAAAUUAUUUGUAUGAAGGAUAUAAAUAAAUCAGAUAUAAACAGUGACCCUCUAAACCAGAAUCAUCAUUCUGGAAUGCUUUGUGUCAUGAGAGUGUCACCUGUAUUACCAAGACUCAGAGUUGAUUUUAUCUUUAGUCUCCUAAGUAAAUAUGCUACUGGUAUCAGAUACACCCUGGACUCAUAUUUGCAUCAGAAGCACCAUCUUGAGACCACUAAUGAAGAUGAUGACGAUACUAACCAGUCUGUGUCUUCCAUAGAGGAUGACUUUGUCACUGCUUUUGAGCAGUUAGAAGAAGAAGCUUCAAAGCCAUAUAACGAGGGAAUAGACAUUACUGCACCAAGGAACCAGUGUGACGCUGCUUCACAGACUACUUCUGUUCACCCUUUAGAAACCCGUGAUUUAAGGAUUCUGGUUAGCUCUGGUCAGCAGAAGUCAUUGCCUAAACCUUCGACAUCCUUAAUAAAUAUUCUGGGACACAAAGAGCUACCUUCUGUGAAAACUUCAGUCACAACGUCAAUUUCUGAGCCUUGGGUACAAAGGAGUUUCUAUAGGUCAUCUAAUGCUUCAGAUAAAGGUAGUGAUACACAGAAAACGUUCUUUUCCUCUUCACCUGCCUACUCAUCUGAAUCAGAAUGUUCAAGUCCAAGUCCUGUUAUUUUCUUGGAUGAAGAGGGUUAUCAAAAAAGUUUAAAAGCAAAGCUUGAGCUACCUAAAAUUCCUGUGAUGAAAGAUGAUAUAGAGAAUUCAGACUCAGAAGUCAGUGAAUUUUUUGAUAGUUUUGAUCAGUUUGAUGAAUUAGAACAAACUGUAGCGGCAUCUUGUCAAUUUCCAAAAGAUCCUGUCAUAGGGAAACAAUCGCAAAAGAAAGGACACAAACAUGAAAACUCUCGUUCUGUAACCACUACUAUGAAUCCUCAGAAAUUCAAGUUUGAUCGUCCAGCUCUCCCAGCUAAUGUUAGGAAGCCAACUCCUCGUAAACCAGAAUCCCCUUACAGUAACCUGUGUGAUGCUCCAGAUUCUCCCCGCCCAGUGAAGGCAUCAGGGGAAGACAGUGGUUUGUUUAGCCCUAUCCGAUCCUCUGCUUUUAGUCCUCUUGGAGGCUGCACUCCUGCUGAAUGCUUUUGCCAAACAGAUAUCGUAGGAGAUAGAAUUCAUGAAAAUCACAAUUCUCUUUAUUACACCUAUGAAGAUUAUGCAAAUCUCCUUUCAUGUGAAGUACUGGGCUCGGUUCUUCAUACCCAGCAUAGUAACAUAAUAGUGAAUACUAACAGUAUUAAAAAAGAAGAAAAUAAAACUGUAGCUCUUAAAUGUGGAAGCCUUGAUCCAAAAAGUAAGUCUAAAAAUAAAUCCUUAAUGAUUAAAGAUAGCAUACAGAAAUUUGCAGCAGAUCUUGUGGAAAAAAGUUUUGGUAGUGCAUUCAAAGACUUACAGAAAGGGGUCUCUUCUUGUACCAAUGCAUUGUGUCACUUAGCCAUCAAAUUGACAUCAUCCGUUCUUCAGAUGGCAUUUAAUGAAUUGAGACGACAGCGUGCAUUUUCACUGAAAGAACGUGCCAUUAGUGGUCUGGCUAAUUUUUUGGUGACUGAAGCUCUGUCAAAUGCUUUACAAGAUCUACAGUAUGUAAAGAAGCAGAUAUUUACCAAUACAGUGGCUGCAUUUGCUGCAGAUCUUGCUGAAGAGCUUGUUUUCGAAGGUAUCAUGGAAGUGUGCCAGUUUUCAUACCCUCCAACACCUGCGUCUCCAAAGGGUCAGUCAUUUGACUAUGAAGACAAGGUUGUGAAAUCAUAUGCAAAAGAUUUAUCUGAAUCUGUAAUACAGGAAGCAUUCAUUGAACUGUCACAGGUUGAUGUGUCCUUCACAACGGAGGCUGCAGUUAGUGUUUCUACAGAUAACAUAAAUUAUGUGAGUGCAGAAAAUGUAGUACCAUCAACACAGACCUUCACAUUUUCCCCUGCUUUCAACAAUCAGACAAUUAUGUUGACAAAACCCACGCAGGAAUAUAAGAAAGAAUACACAGUGCAACAAGCCUUGUUUUGUACUUCGGGAAUUGUUACUUCUAUACCCGUGCCCUUGGCAGGAAGUGCCCUUCUUCCAUCUCAUAUUUCCUCUCAUAUACAUCAGGCAAAGUCUCAUGUGUCAUCUGUUGAUAGUAAUUCAAAUAGUGAUUCUAUCCAAGAAUCACUUGUUGCUACAAAAAACAAAGAAGAACUAGCUUGUCUCAGAAAUAUUUGUUUGCCUUCAGAACAUAGCCCAGGUAACCAGAGUGAUUUUAAACCAGCUAGUGGUGGUAUUGACAUAGAAAACUCUUCAAAAUUAACAAGUGAUCCGGUAAUUAUUAGCAAUUUUUCUGCAGCAAUGGUGCAUGCAAUUGUAAAUGAAACUUUACAGCCACCGACGUCAUUCAAAGUCACAGAACCAGUCGAUGAACACACAGAUUGUUCAGUUAACAGAGUAAAUGGAAACACCCCCCAUCUUCCCUUUGAUCAAGGAACACUGCAGAGGCGUGAAGCUAGCAAUAAGUACAUGUUUGCUGAUCAGUUAUCGAAGUCUAUUAUUAAACAUUCCAUAGAUAAAAGCAAAACAGCGAUCUCAAAUGUAGAUAAAAAUGCAGUACACAAGGAAGGCUUACCUAUUACUGGAGAAGAGUCACAACUGACCUUGGAAAAAUUCCCCAAAUUUCUUAAUGCUCAGGAUCACUUAACUCACUGUUCACUUUCAGUAGGAAAGAACUGUGUUCCAGAAUGUAAAGGUUCUGUGACUCAUGGAUUUUCUUUAGAGACAGGUGCAAUUAUGGUAGGUCAAAAACCUGAUUUGAAGGAACUUGCAAAGAAAAAAUCAGUGAAAAAGACUGAUUUGAAUAAUACAGCACUUGAGCCCCUGUCAUUGGGGCAGGAAAACCCCUUUCCUGCUUCACAUACAUUCUCAUCUACAGUGCUUACGUGUGUGGAUGGUUUACAUGUAGAAGACAAGCAGAAGAUCAGAGAUGGAAAUAUAAUACCUGAUACUCCUCCAUCGACUCCUCUCCUACCAUCCCAGGCAAAUUCUGAAUGGGAUAUCAAGAAGUUAACUAAAAAGCUCAAGGGGGAAUUAGCCAAAGAAUUUGCACCUGCUACGCCACCUUCUACACCUCACAACUCGUCUGUUGGUAGUUUGUCUGAAAGUGAACAAAAUACUAUAGAGAAAGAAGAGUUUAUGUUGAAACUGAUGAGAUCCCUUUCAGAAGAAGUUGAAAGUAGUGAAGGUGAAGAGCAUCCAGAAGUGGAUGUGAAGGCCCAGUACUCAGGGAAGAAAGUUCAGUUUGCAGAUGCCUUAGCUACACACAUCCUUUCUCUUGCAACUGAAAUGGCAGCUUCCCAUUUAGAUAAUAAAAUAACCCAAGAACCCAAGGUUAAAAGCCCGUCCUUAAAUGUACAAAACUCAAGAAGUGUAUUGCCUACUUUUCUAAAUCACUCAAAUGAAACUUUGCUACCGUUACAGAAUUUUGCAGGUGAUAUGGCCUCAGAAGUCAUUACAGAAGCCGAGAAAAUAGCAAACAUUAGAAGUUGUAUGCUUUUCAGGCAGAAGAGGAACAGCUGUUAUGGUGAGGGGGACCGAGCUGUAUCAGAAGAGAAGUUGGAUACAGAGGCUGUGGCAUACUCACAAGAAGUGGAUUCAUUUAUUCUUUCAUUACCACCAAGUUCUUGUAUGUCAGGCCUGACAUACAAGUAUCCUAGCUGUGAAAGUGUGACAGAUGAAUACGCAGGUCACAUUAUCCAAAUACUAAAACAGGAAGGUGGUAAUAAUGAGUUAAUAAUGGAUCAGUAUGCUAAUAGGCUUGCUUAUCGAUCUCUUAAAUCAGGACUACAGGAAGCAGCUAAGUCAGCCAAAAUGAAGUGCAACUCAAAAAUGUCCCCUGUGCAAAACUCACGGGCAAAAACUAACAGUGAACUGUUAAUGUUCCUAAAUAAAGAACACCACCAAGAAAUAGAGAAAAAAAGGCAAAGUAAAAGAAGUGGAGGUUGCCUUUAUAAAAAUCAGACUUGUGAAUGGACCCAGGAUACAUAUAGAAAAGAGUGUUCUGAACUAUCCAAUUUUUCCACCUCUCUGGCUCACAGCAUUACAAAAGAUGUUGAAAAAGAGCUGACAGUAUCUGCAGUUGGCUUGCCAAAGUCCCUACCAGAUUCUUGCCUUUAUGAAAAAGCUGGAGGUGAAGAAGAUACCAAGACUCAUGUUGAGCCAGAAUUUGCUCAGUCUCUUCAGCCUUCCUCACAAAAUCACAGGUUUUAUCACAGUACAGGCAACUUAAAUGGGUAUGGCUAUGAAGAGAAUGUUGUUCAAGCAAUUGAGCAGUAUGCUAAAAAAGUAGUGGAUCACACUUUAGAAUUAAGUUUAGGAUCUGCAUUUUUUCAAGUGUCUGGGUCCACAAAAGCAGCAGAAAGGAUCACUUAUGCAGAAAAAUUAUCACCUCUCACAAGUCAGACCUGCAGAUAUUGUGACCGUAAAGAACUCCAUGAUUGCACUGGAAAUUCAUCUCCACAAUUUUUCAGACAGGAUUCACUUUCUAAUAGUAGGCUAGUCUCUAAUUCAAAAUUUAGCAACGUCUACCAGAAAUCUAGAAUUUUUCAUCUUGAUGUCCCUCAAAUUCAUGUUGAUCUUGAUAAGAAGACUGUGCUUGCAGAGAAGAUAGUUGCUGAAGCUAUUGAAAAAGCAGAGCGAGAGCUGAGCAAUACCAGUUUGGCAGCUGAUAGUGGAAUUGGACAGGAUGGCCUUAGCUUUGCUGAAAGCCUUAGCGCAGAAAUAGUGACCUCUGCAAUGACAAAUGUUGGACAUGCUGCUAGCAGCCCUUUGAGGGAAGGUAUUAACCAUUUACCAAGCUGGAAGAUGAGGCUUAGAGAAGAUAAUCACCUUGCCCGAGUUCACAAAGCUAUGACUCCAAAAGGAACAGAAGACUUCCAGUCACCUGAGUCGCUUGGAAGUCAGCAGAUGAACCUCAGUAUUGGUGAUGACAGCACUGGUAGCUGGUCUAAUUUAAGUUUUGAAGAUGAACACCAGGAUGAAAGCAGCAGUUUUCAUCAUCUGAGUGAAAGUAAUGGUAACAGCAGUAGCUGGAGCAGUCUUGGUUUAGAAGGAGAUUUGUAUGAGGACAAUUUAUCCUUUCCAACAUCAGACAGUGAUGAGCCUGAUGAUAAAGAUGAAGAGGAUGAGGAUGAUGGAGAAGGUUUGGAGCAAGAUGGGAAGACUCUACUAAUUACAAAUAUUGACAUGGAGCCGUGCACAGUGGACCCCCAACUAAGGAUCAUUCUUCAGUGGCUCAUUGCCUCUGAGGCUGAAGUUGCAGAACUUUAUUUUCAUGACUCAGCAAAGAAAGAGUUUAUACUACUUUCAAAGCAGUUACAAGAAAAAGGAUGGAAAGUGGGCGACCUCCUCCAGGCUGUGCUGAAAUACUAUGAAGUGAUGGAGAAAACUUCCAGUGAGGAGAGGUGCAAGUCACUAUUUGACUGGCUCUUGGAAAAUGCAUAGAACCAACUCCAGUCCAGUAUCUUAUUGUUUGGGGGGAUGGGAAGAAAGAUAAAGAUGGAUAGGGAACACUUUGAAUAGUGAGUAUUAACAUUUAAAAUGAAUUGGGAGGAAAAUGAAGUGCAUUGUGUCAUCACGCAGUGUAUAUAGUGCACACUUUUGUAAUCUCUGUCAAAAUAAUUUUCUUUGUUUAUCCUUCUGUACACUUGUGUCCUGUGUUAAGAUCCUAAGAACAGGUGUAUGAAGGAGGGCGUGACCAUGAGGUUUUCAGGGACAUUGACUGAUGGUGUUCUUUUCUGUAUUUGAAUAGUGCUGCUGGGAACUGCACUGAGGUGACUGAGGAUAGGUUCCAGGGAUAGUUAAUAAUUUUGCUUCUUUGCAAACAGAUGAUAUCCUGUUAAUCACUAAUUUGACAUUAAAAAACAGCAUUGAAGUUAACUUUUUUUCUGAUAGUUUUUUUGGUCUUACUUUUAAGGUCAGUUGUUUUUAUUUUUAAAUAGCUCAUCUAUUGGUAGCCUUUUGACUUCCCAAACCAUUUAAUUUUUUAGAAGCAGAUUUAUAUAAAUACCACAAAUGAUACUUUCCCCAGUCUUUCCUAAAAAGACAUUAUUUGCCAGUGUUGCCAAUGGUUCUGGCAUGAAAAUGUAUGUGUGUGUAAAGAAGUUCUUUAACCUUGUUAGUGAUUUGUGCCCUCUACUGUUUUCUUGCUUAGAAACCCACUGUUAACAUUUAAAAAGGUGCUUUAAAAUAAAAUGUCUAUAAUGAUUGUGCAUUAAGAAUUUUCUUUCUCAUUUUGACUAUCUUGGGCCCCCAACUUACCCUGUAAAUGAAAAUAAAGGUGUAAAACAUGUUGAAAUUAAAAAAAAGUAAUGUGAAUAUGGGAAUUUAUUUAGAGAAGCCCAAUAAUGGUUUUAAUUGUUGGAUUUUUUUUUUUAAGUGGAAAGCUUAUCCGCUUUAGCAAGGAUAAGCUUUUUGUAGACUUAGAAAAGUAAUUUCCCCACUCCCAAUGAAAUAUAUCUCACUAUUUUGUAAAGUUCUCUGCCAUGAUCUUCCUGUGCUCUGCAUUUCCUACUACUUUAUCUUCAGAAACUGCAAGUUAACUUGAAUAGAGGGACUAAGCUUGUGUCUUGAUUUUUGGAUGUGAGAGUAUGUGUGUUUGAAGUUUUGAUUCUUCUGCUAGUAGUGGAUUUGUACUCUAGGUUAAAUCACUUUUUUGUUGGGGUCUUUGGUUUUGCUCCAUUACAUUUUCUUUUCUCUUGAGCAUUGACUACGCUGGAAGCGAUACAUAUAGAAGACAUUGGCUAAGGGGCAAGGAAUAAGGGCAUUUACAUUAUUUUAAGUUCAUAAUUAUGGUAGAAAAAUUAUUUUAUUGUGAAGGGUUCAAUUUGCAUUUUAAGAAAAAACAUCAAAAGCUAUUUAAAUAUUUUGAGCUUACAUUUGUUUUUUUCCUCAAAUUUAAGAUAAUGAAAUAGAGCAAGCCUUAAAAAUUAAUUUUCCUUAAGUUUCUUCAAGUAUUUUUUAAGAUAGAGAAAUAUAGGAAAUGUAGGACCAGAAUUGUUUCUUUUUAUUUUAACUUUUACAACCUGAGGUGCAGCAGCACUAAACAGGAUUGUUAAUUAUAACGCGGAUUAGAAGAUUAUUAAGUUUAGUUUCAGUUUUUGCAAGUAUAUAAUUAUCAAAUUGUGUUUAGUAACUUGGAUGUAUGUACCUGUUUGAUUAACAGCAAACUGAGUUCUGGAUUUCUUUUAAAACUAAAGUGACUAUAUUAGUCUUGUAAAGCUUUCUGUGUUUGAAAAUAUUUAUGUUUAUUUCUCUUAUGGUAAUAAUCACUCUGAGUUAAGAUUUUCCUUAUAUCUUUGUUUCCUUUGCAUUUUUCUGGAGACAUGCUGGGUUUAGAGUUCCAUUAUUUACCCAUUACAUAAUGACAGAUCAGUCAAUAGGUAUGAGCAUGCAUAGAAAUAAUUACAGUGGAACUCCACACUUGUAUCCAUUCAGUAAAAGGCCCAGAGAAAAAUAUCAAGUAUUGGCAGAAAUGAAAAAAAGCAUGAGUUAAAUUUCCUUAUAUAAAGAGAAAUGUUGUUUUUAGAGCUAGCAGUAUCUUUUAAUCAAGUACAGUCUAAACUUAACUUUCUUUAAAGGCACUUUGUGAUUUUCCAAAGAUGUUGUAGAUCUGCUUGAUUGCUCAAUCAUCAGAACAACUCUGUUGAGAACAGCUCUCACUGUCUUUAUUACAAAUCUACUUGACAUUUAUAUUAUAACAUUUAAUAUUGCCAUUGUGCAUUUUGUCCUUGGGAAUAUCAUGUCUUAUUCAGAAUUGUGUAUUGAGCUGAAUUCUCUCUUUAUCAGUUUCAGAACCAUCAAAUAAUCUGUGGAAAGAAAGUAAAUGAGGCCCCUAGAGGGCAGGGGGGGAUGUGUAGAACAUUAUUUCAGAUUGAAAUACAGCAAUUACUUCAUACUCUUCUUUUCCCAAGCCAAAUUUAAAUGACAUUUUAUAUUUUAGGUAUCAUUAAUGUUGAUCUUGAUAAUAUAUUCUGAUUUAUUAAAAAAAACUCAUUUAUAAAUCUAGAAGAAAAUGACAGUAUCUGUUGGAUGGUUUGAUAUAGUUUAAUGGAAUAAUAAAACCUUUGAGAGUAUUCACUCAGUGUAUAUGUGUGAUAACAUCUUUAUACAUUGAGGAAUGUUCCAGUUACCCUUUCUGAAAUAAUUAAUUCAAUUUAUAGUCCUUUCACUUUGCUUAAACAAGGGUUUUAAGCGGGUAGGAGAAUUUACUUAUUGAAUGUACCAUUGAUAAAGUGAAAGAUCAUUUAACCACUUGAUUUUGACACUGUGUAUAGCCUUCAAAUGCAAAGUUUAACCUUGACUCAUCACAGUCCAGACUCAACUGUCAGCUUAGUUAAUUAUUUAACUUUCUUCCCCAAGUAAUAUUGUGUUUCCCAUAAGUAUAUUGUUUUAAAUUUUAUGUUUUUCAUAAGAAACAACCCAUAGAGUUUUUUUUUUUUUAAUCAAGGUAUCCAUACUCAGGGUGUAGGGAAAGUAUUUUCCAUUUGAAACCCUGUCCACCUGUCACCAGCACAAGAGAAUUAGAGCUUCAGUGAGGAUUAUAAAAUUGUGCUAACAUGAAAUGCUUUUUUCUCCUCAUUUUUAUCAAAAGACCCUGGCGCACAUUUACUCAUUUACUGUAUUCCUGCUCUGAAAAUGCAGAUACAGUGUUAGUCACUCUUGUCACUUUAUUUAUUUAUUGUUUUUUACCGUUCAUAUACAUUCCUUUCACAUGAAUAGAGUUGUAAUUCUAGAAGUUCAUUGUUUUGUUGUAAUGUUUGAAUAAUAUUUAAUAUCACAUUUUAAUAUUGCUGGAUUUGCUACCUUUGGUUACUUGUGCAGUAUUAAAAAUAUUCAUAUUCUUGUUUAAUAUACCAGAUAUAUAGGAAAAGCAUCUUUGAAUAAUUGUAACUGUUUAUUUGACUGUGCUGAACUAUUACAUUAAAAUCUUGUAGAAUAGUAACUUUUUUUUUUGCUUUUCGGUAAUUUAUUAUGUUUAAUUACCAAAAUAUGAACUUCAGGAUGCGCUAAAAUUUUGUUUUAGUGGUGGCUCAAAAUAAACAUUUCAGAAAUUGCUUUUGUAAUAAUUUGCUAUUAAUUGUUCUUUUAUCUUUUAUCAAUUGUUUAAUUCUGUGAUCUUUCCUCUCCCAACAAAGAAUCCUCCAAUAAACUUAAGAGAUGCCUGGCCUUGGUUUUCAGUCUGUGA
Talpa occidentalis (Iberian mole) is the source of this 9874-nucleotide messenger RNA. It is a transcript of the gene AKAP11, whose product is annotated as A-kinase anchoring protein 11. Gene Ontology annotation, biological process: intracellular protein localization. The coding region runs from base 334 to 6132 and encodes 1932 amino acids. Lineage: Eukaryota; Metazoa; Chordata; Mammalia; Eulipotyphla; Talpidae. Gene Ontology annotation, molecular function: protein kinase A binding. The record is from RefSeq and is a predicted model, not a curated record. The transcript is spliced from 13 exons. Gene Ontology annotation, cellular component: cytoplasm.